Messenger RNA from Dendronephthya gigantea, 6249 nucleotides. RefSeq names its product rho GTPase-activating protein 21-like. Gene Ontology annotation, molecular function: protein binding; phospholipid binding. The record is from RefSeq and is a predicted model, not a curated record. The coding region runs from base 431 to 6082 and encodes 1883 amino acids. Lineage: Eukaryota; Metazoa; Cnidaria; Anthozoa; Malacalcyonacea; Nephtheidae. The transcript is spliced from 26 exons. Gene Ontology annotation, biological process: signal transduction.
AUUUUAAUAGUGAUGUUUGAGUCGUUUUGGAUUGUAAAUGAAUGCUUAAUGAACGUUUAUCACUUGGUAUUGUUUAAAUUCAAAGCUACAGUCUGAAAUGGCAUCCAAUUGACGCGUCUGUUAUUGUAAUGGUCGACUAUUAACGACACACUAUCAUGAAACUUUUAAUAAUAUGUGAGUGUUAUUACCAAAGAUUUGUCUAGUUCUGGUCGAGCUAGCAUUCACUAUUGCAGUCGGAGCAAUUCAUAAUACCUCUUCGGACAAGAAAGGACAACGUAUGAACGAGCAUUGUUUACACAACAAGUUUACACAUUGUUUACAAGUAUUAAAUUAUAUUUCUGACAAGUUUGCUUUGAAGUAACAAUGGCUUUGCAAUUGUGGUAAACACUGCGAAAAUACACCAAAUACUACAAUUUCAAGAGAGAAUAUCAUGGCGAGUACUAAUAGGAAUGCUGGAAGGCAAGUGAUUGCCAAACAUAUCGUCAAUACAAGCAAUACCCCAGUGGUGUCAAGUGUAAGAUGUGUGAGAAUUUAUAGAAGAAAAUAUGGUUUUGGGUUAAAUUUCAAAUAUUUGUACCGAACUAACACAAUUAUGGAGAAGCGAGAAAACAGAGGAUGUGAAAAUUUGGGUGAUGAAUGUGAUGUAAGUGGAAGCGAUGCUGAUAUCAGUGGUGAAAGUAGCGAUACUUCAAGUAAUAAAGAUGAAGAUGAUAAAGUGGAUAAAGUAUUCGUAAAAUGGGUGGCUCCUGGUGGACCUGCAAGUCAAGCUGGUUUAAUGAAGGGUGACGAGGUGAUCAAUAUAAACAAUUCAGCUGUUUACGGAAAACACGCUUCAGAUAUUGACAAUCUUCUGCAACACAGUAACGCAGUUGAUGUUGAUGUUGUUGAGGACCAAACCAAACGAAGGGGUAAACAUUUUCAAAGAUACCGGGAAAAUGGUUAUGAAGUACGUGUUGUUCAUCGCGGUAGUCAAGAUGAUCUUACUGAUCAUGAAUCAUCAGAUAAUGACAAUCAUUCAACAGGCACAGGAAAUCAGUAUUUUGUUGUCACAUAUGGUAAAACGUCUGAAACUAAGGGUAGCAAAUCAAAGCUACAUCCAUUUUUACGGCCAACUUCGUAUUCCGACGAUGAACCACUAAUGGAAAAUAAGUCCGUGAGUAUUUCUGGGACGAAAUCGGAAAAUUCGACGGGAAGAAUAAGUCGUUAUAACCAAGAAAGCGCGUCCGUUAGAGGAAGUAAAGUUCCUGGUAAAACGUCUUCUCUUACCAACUCCAUUUCCAGUUCUGUAUUAGUUGAAAGUCAGGAUCCGAAACCUGAUGUGCCUGUUACUGUGACUACUGCUACGUACAGUACGUUAGCUGAGCCGCAAUCCACACGAAGUGAUAUCAGCAUUCAGAUUACAGACAGCAAUUCAUGUAAUAAUGCAUUAUUGGUAUCUCAAGAGAAUGGUAACGUAUGGGAACUGAGGGUGCCUCAGGCUACUCAUAUACGCCCCCGAUCACCAAGUCCAGCUGCAAGAAGGGUCUCAUACUUAAUGGCAACUGAAGGUAAUGGAUCAGGAAAUUUGGAAUUCAGGUCUAUCUCUAACGGAGAAACAAGUGACGAUGGUUUAUCGCCUUUCGAAGAUGAAAAUAACGGCCAACAGGCAGGCAAUGAACAACACAGAACAACACUUCACAUUCCUAGAAAAACGAGUUUACAGGAGGACGAUAAUAAUGCACAACCCAACGAGGACACAGAGGAUUUAAAUGAGGAGAAGCGACAUAGUUUGAAAAGAAAAUGUUCAGCUGAUUAUGUCGAGGUGGAUAAAGAAGGUUAUCUUAAACGAAAAUAUGGAGCGACUCAUGGACGACGAUCUUGGAAGCAGGUCUACGUUGUCCUCAAAGCUCAUAUCAUGUAUAUCUAUAAAGAGAAACGAGAUCUGAUGAUCUCAAGUGGACAGGAUGAGAAACCUAUCAGCAUAAAAUCCUGUAUUGUUGAUAUUGCGUACGACUAUCGCAAGAGGGAAAAUGUCUUCAAAUUUACGACCUACAAUGGAUCACAAUACUUAUUUCAGGCGAAAGACAAGGAUGAUAUGAUGUCAUGGAUUGAGGUUAUUCAGAAGAACAACAAUCCGGAUGAAGAUACAUUCGGACGUACUAGCGAAGACCUUAUAGUCAGACGGAAGAAGAAUAUGGAUAUUGAAAUAUCAAGUCAAACAAACAAUAAAGCCAUUCCUCCAACAUCGUUAAAAAUUGGUGGCUUAAAAAAAAGCUUGUCGUUUAAAAGUAACUCAGGAAGUCAAUCUUCGUUUAAAUUCAAGAAAGCGAUCGACAGCGAUGGCGGCAAAGCAACUUGGCAUAGUAAAGUCGUGAACAAAGUGAGAAGAAUUGGAAAUACUACAAGCAAUCCUAUUCCUCAAUACCAAUCACAAGCAUUUUCAGCUGUAACUUCAUUAGAGCGAUGCCCCAAGUCUAAAACGAACUCGUCUCUACCACUUCUUGUUGAACAUUGCUGUAAUGUCGUGGAGAAUAAGGCCUUGGAGUCUAUCGGUAUUUACAGGGUACCAGGCAAUAGUGCUAUGGUAACAGCUUUAGAAGAAGAAUUAAAUAUUAAAACACCAGAAGAUGUCAAUUUUGAUGAACCGAAAUGGAAUGACGCCAACAACAUGGCCAGCCUUUUGAGGAAUUUUUUAAGGAAACUUCCAGAGGGACUGGUCACGUCGGAACUGUAUGCUAGAUUCAUUGAUGCCAAUCGUAUAGAAGGCGACGAUAGAAUGUGGUCACUAAAACGUCUGAUCCAACAACUCCCUUCUGCCUAUGGUGAGACAUUACGAUUCAUUAUUGCACAUCUGAAGAAAGUCUCUCAACAUUCCGACAAGAAUAAAAUGGAGGUUCGAAAUCUUGCUAUAGUAUUUGGACCAACGAUUGUUAGAACCGGAGAGGACAACAUGUCUACUAUGGUUAGCGAUAUGACUGACAGAUUUCGGAUUGUGGAGAGUUUUAUUAAUAACUUUGAUUGGUUCUUUGACAAUGAAGCUGUCUCUGAAGGUGAUUGUUCGUCCUCACCGAUAUCUCCACCUGCGGAAAUAACAUCUCCUUUGCUUAUGUCCAGUAAAACAAUGAACUCGAUUGAACAAGCGGCUGUUAAUUAUGAUUCAGAUCAACCAUGGAAAGCCAAGGGUGGAAGUAUGAAAUUACCAAUGUUUAAGAGUUUCCUAAAACCAGACAGUUCCAAGAGUUCAGAAAAUAACAAGAAACAUGAAUUUAAUCCGGAACGAGCAGCAAUUCCAGAACCAGUGGAUAACAAAACCUCUCCGGUAAACCUCUCUCCUCGCUAUGGAGGUAAUUCUGAGCCAAGUUCCCCGUCGACCAAUCGACGGAAAUUCAUUAAAAGACAUCAUUCCAGUACGAAUAUUUCGAUGGACGUUUACGAGGAUUUUGAUCGAUCAAAGUCGGAAGGUGAAGAUGAAGAACACGCGUUUUAUCCGCGGCCAAGUCAUUCUACAAAAGCGUAUUCUUACGCUCGUCCUCCGCCGCCAUCAUAUCGAGAAUCGCGAAGCAAAGUCCGUGCACCAGCCGGUAGCAACACGCAAUCAUCCAACAAAGAUUCCGUUGUCCCGGAAUCGGCUGGUUUCAGUCUUUUGAGUGACGAUACAAAAAGGAGAAUUUUAAGUUUCAAUUUACGAAACAAAGUGAAGGAAAAGAAAAAACAGCAGGACGAAACAGCUCCACAUCCAACUACACAAAAUGGUGUCGUGGAAAAAUCCCGGACGGACUCUGUGACGGUGACUAUUCCCAGGAAACUGUCAAACUCCUCUCAAACUGGCAGUAGUACGUCCGACGAACAAAUUGUUGAUCAACAGUUAUCGCCAAGUGAAUCGAAACAGCAAUUUGAACAACGUGAGAAAGAUAACGAGUCUUCUCCUGUUAAGACGUUUUCAAGCGAUGCCGUAAGGCGAAGAGAUGGAUCCAGUUCUGCCUCAUCAAGUCGAAAUUUUAAGAUAUAUUCCAAAGGUGAUGUAACUUUUAGUCAAUGCCAGCAACAUCAGAUUAAUGAGUGGAUGAGAGAUUUAGGUAUAUCACCCAAGGCUGGUAAUGAACGUGGACGUGCCCUGACUAAAACAGAAGAUUUGGGUAAAACAUUAAGACGAUCAUCUAGUGUCGCUAGAACAUCAUUUACACAAGAUGACGAGGAGAUCAUUAUGAAGCGAAGAAGUUUAUCCUGUCAGAAUAUAAAUAUCGGAGACGAAGAUGUGACUCGUGGUAGAUCUUCAAGCAAAAGUAGUGAGUCGUCUGAGUCAUCUGACGAAGAAGAUAAAUUAGAAAAUUCCUCGGAAACAUUUGAUGAAAAACUCCGUGGCUUAAUGCAAAAAUGUAAACUGGAUAGUAAAAGUAAGACUGAACUUCAACAGGGUAGAAAAGGAUCUCUUGCCAGUCGUCCAUCAAGUUACCGCAUGAGCAGGACACCUGUGCAGAAAAUGAGAGAUAUGGAUCCAACUUCGAAUAUUCAAUCCGGAGCUGUAAGUUCAAUGAAAUCUCUAUUUGAAACAGGCGUUGCUCAUCAACAAGUGGUAAAAUCAAGAUCCUCGUCAGUAAGCUCUGCUUCCUCUGGUUCACUACUAUCUAAUGAUACCAAUCGAAAGUCGACAUCUUCUACAUUAAGUGAUGCGGAUGUCAAAAGACGUGUUUGGGAGUCUGGUGAUGGCAAAUCAGGAGAGGUGAAGAAACAAUGGAAAGAACCAGAGUGGGUUGCUAGAGAAAGAGCGAUGAAAAACCUGAAUAGUGGAAGUGAAUCUUCUUUUAAGGAACAACCAGACAAUAAUAAUAAUUUACCAAAGCCGAGAGAUUCAAAAAUGCAAUAUUCUCGUAGCACAUCACUUCCAAUGAGGGAUAGUGGUUAUGUCGUUAAAGAUGUUGUAGUUGAGAGGAAACGACCAGAUCUACCAAAACCACAACUGUUGAGAAAAUAUUCUGCUGAUUACUUUAAAUCAGCGAAUGGAAGUCCAAUCAUUCAACGUGCGUCAGUGAAAAAUGGACCUACAAUUAGUAAAAUUACUCCUGCUUCCUCUGUGCAAUAUAAACCUGAACUUAAGACUCAAUUAGAAAGUGACACAGCACAAGUAUCACAUGUACAAUAUAAUCCACAAAGACCUCAAACAGAAAAUCAUCCAGUGUCUGUAUCGUCAGUGAAAUAUAGACCGGAGCCAAACACACAGGCAGACUAUCGAUCAGGAGACGCUGACAAGAGGAGUUCUCCUCAUAAGAUACUAGGAAGAGCACAGAGUUCUCCCUUACGAUCAAGGAUUUCAUCCCAGGAAAGUACCCCACCUGCAAGCCCGACAGUCGUCAAUUACACUCCAGAUAGUCCAGGCUCCUCAGUUUCUUCUGCGGUCAGCCCACCUACAAAAGAUAAGUCGAAUCGUUCUCGGCGAAGACUCGUAAGUGAUACAACCCAUCGUGGCCAACCAGAAACUCGACAAUCAGGACGUACUUUCACUGCUCCGAUACUUGGCACGAUUGUCACUACAACAACUGCAUUUGAACUUUCCGCGUUUCCUAAUCCUAAUCUCAAUCCAAAUCCUAAAACCAGGUGUGUUCGACGUUCAGAGAGACAGGACAGUGGAGGGUUACAAGGUAGAACGCGGUCUUCUAACGAUAUGUCAACUAUACCACGAGCAACACUCACGAUACCAAGUACGUCGUCGUCUCCGUCUCCGUCUCAUUACGGAAGCCCGAGUGUUCGUCGAAAGGCGGCACCUGGAUUAACAGUGCCAGAUAUCGACGAAUCAAAGCGAUUAUCAACUGAUAGAACAUUACUGGAACAAAACGCGCUGCAUAUAAAAGAACUACUUGACGAGAUGAACACCGAACACUCGUUGAAAAUGGAAAGACAAAAGUCUGAUACCAUUUCAAUCGACGCACAAAAAGCGGCGAGAAAUAAAGCGAGAAUGCGAAGACGUUCCCUCGGACCGGACAGAGAAAAUGGGGUGGUUGUUUCAUCACGCGUUACUUCAUCUGGAGCAAUCAAUGAUCGAAACAGACCAGAAACUCAAGCCACAAGAAACGUUAGUACCGUUGAAUGGGUUGGUGUAAGUAGUUAAGAGUUUUACAUCAAAUAAUUUCUGUAUAUUUAUAUAUUUUAAUAUACAUUGUAUAGUCGUUUUAUAUAGUUAACUUAAAGAUGAAAAGAGUACUAGAUUAUAAAAUUUUAAGAAUUCUUAUAAAAUGUUGUUGUAUAUUACUAUAUUAUAUACGUUGUAUGUUGUGU